AUGUACCUCUUCACGGAUGCCAGUCGGGUUGGCAUUGGCGCUUGUUUGGCGUCCGGGCCCAACCGUUCGCAGGCCGUUCCAACGCGAUUCUUUUCCGCUAAGUUCAACAGUGCUCAGCUCAACUAUCAUGUCACUGAUCAAGAGUUCUUGGCUGUCGUCUCGGCGUGUCGGGCGUUCGAGCAGCACUUGAUCGGUUACCCCUUCGUCAUUGACAAGCGACGUCGGAGGGGAUGA
This is a messenger RNA of Microbotryum saponariae, 234 nucleotides long. The record is from the annotation of a GenBank genome assembly. Lineage: Eukaryota; Fungi; Basidiomycota; Microbotryomycetes; Microbotryales; Microbotryaceae.